CUCGAUACGUAACACUCAUUCAAAUUGAACUCAGUUCUCAAUUUUCGAUCAUAGGAUCGUGAAUCCAUAUCUGUUUCUAUAUAAAUUUGCGCUAAAACCCUUCGAAUCCAAGGCGAAACGGAAGGAAAUUUUAAGCCCUCAGAGUUUGAUUUGGCUAAUCGAAGGGUUUGAAGUGAAGAUCCGAGAGUAAUGGCUAAAGAGGGUUCCAAUGGAAGUUCCCAAACUUCCACAAAGCCACCACCGACUCCAUCUCCUUUAAGAAGUGCCAAAUUUUUUCAGGCAAAUAUGAGAAUUUUGGUAACUGGAGGAGCGGGGUUUAUUGGCUCACACCUGGUGGACAAAUUGAUGGAAAAUGAGAAGAAUGAGGUUAUUGUUGCUGAUAACUACUUCACGGGAUCGAAGGUUAACUUGAAAAAAUGGAUUGGCCACCCUAGAUUUGAGCUUAUCCGACACGAUGUUACUGAGCCAUUGUUGAUUGAGGUUGACCAAAUAUACCAUCUUGCUUGCCCUGCGUCUCCAAUUUUCUACAAGUACAACCCUGUAAAGACUAUUAAGACGAAUGUAAUUGGCACACUGAACAUGUUGGGACUUGCCAAGCGCGUUGGAGCAAGGAUUUUGCUAACGUCGACAUCCGAGGUAUACGGUGAUCCUCUCAUUCACCCUCAAGAUGAAAGCUACUGGGGAAAUGUCAAUCCAAUAGGUGUGAGAAGUUGCUAUGAUGAGGGCAAGCGAGUGGCUGAAACUCUGAUGUUUGAUUACCACAGGCAACAUGGGAUCGAGAUCAGGAUUGCAAGGAUUUUUAACACCUAUGGACCCCGAAUGAAUAUUGACGAUGGUCGUGUCGUCAGCAACUUCAUUGCUCAAGCAAUCCGUGGCGAGCCUUUGACAGUUCAAGCACCCGGAACACAAACACGAAGUUUCUGUUAUGUCUCUGACAUGGUCGAUGGCCUCAUUCGGCUAAUGGAAGGCGAUAACACUGGACCGAUCAACAUUGGAAACCCAGGUGAAUUCACGAUGCUCGAACUGGCGGAGACAGUAAAAGAGCUGAUCAAUCCUGGUGUUGAGAUCAUCAUGGUGGAGAACACGCCCGAUGAUCCUCGCCAAAGGAAGCCCGACAUCACGAAAGCAAAGGAGUUGCUUGGAUGGGAGCCAAAGAUCAAGUUGAAGGACGGACUUCCUCUCAUGGAGGAUGAUUUCCGAACUAGACUCGAAGUCCCGAGAAAGAACUAAGCUCGUUAAACCUCCGUAUAAUCACACCGGGUCGCCCGAGUGAAGAGUUUUCAAGAGAAUGAAUGGAAGUUUUGAGAGGAGAUUGUGUCCUUUGAUAUCUCGUUGUUCUUUAUUUAGAAUAAGUGACAGUUUGGCUCACACACAUUCAUAUAUAUAUAAAGACGCUUUUAAAUCAUGGCGUUUA
This is a messenger RNA of Cucurbita moschata (crookneck pumpkin), 1414 nucleotides long. RefSeq names its product UDP-glucuronic acid decarboxylase 6-like. Lineage: Eukaryota; Viridiplantae; Streptophyta; Magnoliopsida; Cucurbitales; Cucurbitaceae. The coding region runs from base 190 to 1230 and encodes 346 amino acids. Gene Ontology annotation, molecular function: NAD+ binding; UDP-glucuronate decarboxylase activity. Gene Ontology annotation, biological process: D-xylose metabolic process. The record is from RefSeq and is a predicted model, not a curated record. The transcript has 13 exons. Gene Ontology annotation, cellular component: cytoplasm.